CCAGCACCAUCCUAGGUCAAUUUCUGUCUCUCUGUUAAAGACAUAGAGAAAUAGAAGUGGUGCCUAAUAUGUCCCUACCCUCGCACUUUACCCUCAACUCCGGCGCCAAAAUCCCUGCCGUGGGAUUUGGUACCUGGCAAGCCAAGCCCCUUGAGGUGGAAAACGCCGUCGAAGUGGCCCUCAAGGAGGGUUACCGCCACAUUGAUUGCGCCGCCAUCUAUCGCAACGAGACCGAAGUCGGCAAUGGCAUUCGCAAGUCCGGGGUGUCCCGUGAAGAGAUCUUCGUUACUGGCAAGCUGUGGAACACCAAGCACGCCCCGGAGGACGUGGAGCCAGCCCUCGACAAGACCCUGCAAGAUCUAGGCCUCGAUUACUUGGAUCUCUAUCUCAUGCACUGGCCCUGCGCCUUCAAGGGUGGCGACAAAUGGUUUCCCCUCAACGACGAUGGAGUGUUCGACUUGGCCGCCAUUGACUACAUCACCACCUACCGCGCCAUGGAGAAAUUGCUAGCGACGGGCAAGGUACGCGCCAUUGGCGUGUCCAAUUUCAAUAUCCGUCGUUUGGAGGAGCUGCUUGGCCAAGUCUCCGUCGUGCCCGCCGUCAACCAGAUCGAAGCCCAUCCGUACUUGCAACAGCCGGACCUGCUGCAAUACUGCCAGAGCAAAGGUAUUCUCAUCGAAGCCUACUCUCCGCUGGGCAACAACCAGACUGGGGAGCCACGCACAGUUGACGACCCGUUGGUGCACCGCGUGGCGGGCGAUCUUGGCUUGGACCGCGGACCACUGCUGGCCAGCUGGGGCGUGCAGCGUGGCACCGUCGUGCUAUCCAAGAGUGUCACCCCGGCUCGCAUUGCAGCUAACUUGCGAGUCCGGGCGUUGCCGGAGGGGGCCUUUGCACAGUUGAACUCGCUGGAACGCCACAAACGCUUCAAUUUUCCGGGCCAUUGGGGAUACGACAUUUUUGAGGAGGUCGGUGAGGAGGCGGUACGCCAGACUGCGCUGGCUGCGGGUCCUAGUAACAAGGUUAAGUUUACUCUAUAG
This is a messenger RNA of Aspergillus costaricaensis CBS 115574, 1040 nucleotides long. Its product is annotated as Aldo/keto reductase. Bases 69 to 1040 code for a protein of 323 amino acids. NCBI's taxonomy places the organism in Eukaryota, Fungi, Ascomycota, Eurotiomycetes, Eurotiales, Aspergillaceae. The record is from RefSeq and is a predicted model, not a curated record. Gene Ontology annotation, cellular component: cytosol. Gene Ontology annotation, molecular function: aldose reductase (NADPH) activity. The transcript is spliced from 2 exons.